AGUAGGUGCAAAUUCAUUUCGGGAAUUUGACCGACAAUUUUUCGUGACAGCAAUGAAAUUAUUUAUCAGUUCUCUUUUUGCCUUUUUUGCUUGGUUUUUGCUCUGUGUUUUAUCCGAUGUCAUUUACACCUCAGCAGAUCUAAAUCCGCAACAGGUUACAAACGCGAUUAAAACGCGCAAAUUGAACGAAAUAUUCCAGUUAAGGGAUUUGAAACGCAAUCAUCCGUCUUAUAGGAAAGCGCCGCAGUUUAUGAUGGAAUUAUACGAUGAAGUUGCGGAAUCAAACGGUACGGAAAAAAUCACAAAAGCGCUGGAGGGAAAUAUUGUUAGAAGUUUUCAAGGACAAUCUAGUGGGUCAUAUCACUUCUUUAAUCUAACAUCAUUCGGACAGGACGAGCGGGUGAUCAAAGCAGAAUUCCGAUGGUUUAGACACAUGCAACCAUUUGUGGGACGUCAUCAUUUUUACAAAGUUGACCUAUAUGAAGUGCUGGACAACAGGGCAAAACCGUGGAGAGGGAAUUUUUUAUGCUCAAGGCUGGUGCCAGUCUACACCAAUGGAUGGGAAGUAUUCAACAUCACACAAAUGGUCACUAAAUGGAUUCUUGACAGCGGCACAAAUAACGGCAUUCUUAUUGUAACUGCUUCACCAUCCGGUAACUGGUUGGAGUCCAACACUCAGGUGGACGGACAGUCAGAUAAGAAAAACGCAUAUUUGGUGAUAUAUUCAGAUGAUGGACGAAAACAAUUCCAAAAUCCACCUUUCUACAAAGAAAGUUUUGUUACGUCAACAGCGCGCCGACGCAGAAGUGUGCGCUCCUUAACAUCUACGUGCCAGAGGAGAAACCUCUUCGUGGACUUCACUAAAAUUGGCUGGUCGGGAUGGAUAAUAUCUCCAAGAGGUUAUAACGCAUACAGUUGCGUUGGCUCAUGUCCUUUUCCCCUGGGCGAAGGUCUACGGGCUACAAACCACGCUACAGUAAGGUCAAUUAUGAAUGCAUUGAAACUGUCGCAGGAGGCGGGUAAACCGUGCUGUGUACCUGAUGUGCUUUACCCCAUCAGCCUUCUGUACUUUGAUGACGAGGAAAAUGUUGUACUGAAACAAUAUGACGAUAUGGUUGCGGGCAGUUGUGGGUGUCAUUAA
Messenger RNA from Paramisgurnus dabryanus, 1141 nucleotides. The record is from RefSeq and is a predicted model, not a curated record. Lineage: Eukaryota; Metazoa; Chordata; Actinopteri; Cypriniformes; Cobitidae.